Messenger RNA from Medioppia subpectinata, 1110 nucleotides. Lineage: Eukaryota; Metazoa; Arthropoda; Arachnida; Sarcoptiformes; Oppiidae. The record is from the annotation of a GenBank genome assembly.
UGAGUGCCAUCUAUUGAGCGCUGCAUUGCUUGACAUUCAUUGCCAUUCAAUACAACCGAUCGAUAAAUACUGCACUCAUUGUGUCCAUCGGAUCCACGAUUAGUGUCCAGAAAUGCUGUCCCGACUGGUCUUCAGCUCAAAGAGUCUAUGGCGGGCGUCGAGUGGUGUGCAGUCAUCGCUGGCCAUACGAUCCAUGUCUCACACCCGCCACGAAGUGAACUUCAAUCCUCCACUUCUGCCCGCAAUCGACGCCGAAAACGGUCAGCUCUACGACCCGAAGACACAAACGCUGGAAGACUUUCUGAACAUAAGACUCGGUGAGGAUAUGCCGACAAUACAUGACGAUAAGAAACCCGAACGCGAUGUGAAGAACUUUCCCCGCGUUUUGCCGCCCAUAUGGCCCGACAGGACACGACUCUAUUUGCUGCCCGACUCGUGGUUUGAGUACUUCUAUAAGAAGACAGGAGUGACGGGUCCGUACGUAUUCGGUGUCACAUUCGGGACGUAUCUCUUGUCCAAAGAGUGGUUUAUCGUUGAGCACGAGAUCUUUACGGGCGCGUCGUUGGCCAUCCUUACGGCCGCCAUUUGUAUUAAAGCCGGUCCGGCCCUCAGGAAGUGGGGCGGAGAAGUGCAGGACGCGGAGGUAAACCUAUGGAAUGAAUGGCAGGACGGGAUGAAGAGUUUCCUCAACAAUCUGGUGGGCGUCGAGAAUGAGGCACAAGAGAGCGCUCGACAACACAAGAUCCUGUUUGACGCCAAACGCGAGAACGUGAAGCUCCAGUUGGAGGCAGAGUUCAGGCGCCGACAAAUGGUGGCCUACAGUGAGGUCCGCAAUAGACUGGAGUACCUGUUGGCCAAACAGGUGGCGGAGCGACAGUACCAACAGCAGCAUAUGGUCAACUGGAUUAUCGAUGGCGUCGCCAAAGGCAUCUCCGCUACACAGGAGAAGGACUUCCUUCAGAAAUGCUUAUCCGAUUUGAAACUCUUGUCGUCUAAACAUAAGAUUUCGUUGACUUAAUUAAAAGUCAUUCAAAAAGAUUAUUAUUAAAUUAGAUUUCAAAUUAAGCAUUAAAUUAGAAAAUUGUUUAACUAUUAAAAGUACGAUAAAGU